Daucus carota subsp. sativus is the source of this 1265-nucleotide messenger RNA. RefSeq lists its product as uncharacterized. Bases 146 to 988 code for a protein of 280 amino acids. The transcript has 7 exons. The record is from RefSeq and is a predicted model, not a curated record. Lineage: Eukaryota; Viridiplantae; Streptophyta; Magnoliopsida; Apiales; Apiaceae.
UAUAAAGUGUAAUUAACUGUAUAAAUUAAAUAAAACUUGUAUACUUGUGUAUCAAUCGAUUCCUGGGUUUUAAGCAGCAAAAACCCUAGUAACCUAGUCCCUCACUCCUCGUUCGCCGUUUCCUCGCUUCUCAGGUUAAGAAGAAAUGAUAAAGAGAAGGUUCUUUAAGCACGAACACGGCGAUAAAGACGCCCCAUCUGAUUCCUCUUCCUCCUCGUCCGAUGAUGACUCAGAGUCCGAGGUUGAGUUACAGUCAGACAAUGAAGAGAUAGAAAGUGAUGACAACGUAGCUGCUCAAGUGAAGCAGAGCAAUGGUCCUGGCUCUUCUUCUUCUGGAUACGAGAGUGAGGACAGUUCUGCACAUGAAGUUGAUCUUGACUCGCCAGGUAUACUGUCCUCCGAGGAUGACGUGGACCCUGCGGAGAAAGGGGAAGAUGCCGGUGUAACUCAUUUGCUUGAGAAAAGAAAGUCUGGCAUAAAGGAUAAAUUGUAUAAUGCCAAGACUGAGAAAGAUGAGAUUCAGUCAGACUUGCCAUCAUGUGUUUUGAAGUCUAAAUCAGUUUUUAAGUGCAAGAUAUGCCCCCGAAUAAUCUGUCUGACAGAGGAGACGUUGAGGACUCAUCUUACAUCUAAGAGACAUUCCCGAUCUGAAAAAUUAUAUAGUGAAGGAAGGUUAAAGAUUAUGCUUAACAGUGAUGGAGAACUUGAAGCUCCAUUCGAGGAAGAGGAGACCCACCAAGAACGACAUGCUGCAACUCUAGCAGCAGCAGCUGCUGCUGCACAGUCAUCUGAAAAUUCAAACAAGGCUAAGAAAAAAAAUAGAGGGAGACAGAGACAAAGGAUGAGAGCAAAGAAGAAAACAGGUGAGGAUGUCCCCUCAACCAAUACAAAAGCUACAAAGAGAUCACCCAAGAAAACAGGUGAGGAUGUCCCCUCAACCAAUACAAAAGCUACAAAGAGACCACCCAAGAAGAGACGUCAAACUUGAAAAUGCAAGAGCAUGUUCUGCCUUGCUCUCCGCACUGAAAAUGAAGAAUAGAAUAUUGGUUAUUUGAGAAUUAAGAACUAACUAGCAUUUGAUUUGCUAGUUCAAGAGCUAUAUCCUGUAAUGGAUUGACAUUUUAAAGUUGAGAAGGAUUUUAUAUUCCCUAUAAUUUUUACCUAGUCCUAAGGAACUUAAAGGAAAACUUGUUCAAGUUUAGACAAGUCAUUAGUCUUUUGGACUUAAUGUUUGAUUAGUGGAAUUUAAUUGUUCUUUAUAGCCA